Messenger RNA from Pseudomassariella vexata, 1217 nucleotides. RefSeq lists its product as uncharacterized. Bases 179 to 1096 code for a protein of 305 amino acids. Gene Ontology annotation, biological process: adenosine catabolic process; inosine biosynthetic process. Gene Ontology annotation, molecular function: adenosine deaminase activity. The transcript is spliced from 3 exons. The record is from RefSeq and is a predicted model, not a curated record. Lineage: Eukaryota; Fungi; Ascomycota; Sordariomycetes; Amphisphaeriales; Pseudomassariaceae.
CAAGUGAGAAAAAUGUUUGAGAAUAUGGAAGAUGUUGCCUCAACUUUCUAUGCUGACUUAAUUUAUCGUCUCCUUCUCCAACUAACCGUUCUUUCCCACACAGCUUCAUGCUCACUUGAGUGGCAGUAUCAGCCGGCAAUGUCUCCAUGAAAUCUGGGUUAGGAAGAAGGCAGUCGGAAUGACCGAUCUGGAAGAUCCAUUGGUAGUCAUGCCUGUGGAUAAGCACGACUACGAUCUCAACACCUUCUUCCCCCUCUUCUCAUCCUACAUCUACCACCUCGUCAACGAUGCAGAAGCGCUAGAGUACACAACCAAGUCCGUCAUCAAGGACUUCGCAGACGAUGGGGUGGUCUACGUCGAGCUACGAACAACCCCCCGCGCUAUGCCCAGCGCAGGCCUGGACAAGGCAGGUUACGUUAAUGUCGUGCUGGAAGCUAUCACUUCCGCCGAGCGGGAAAACCCUAGCAUCCACACACGGCUGAUCCUCUCGGUCGACCGGCGCAACAACCGGGACGAAGCCUUCGAGGUCGUCUCCCUGGCGAAGCAGUUUCGGGCCCGCGGCGUCGUGGCCGUCGAUCUGUGCGGCGAUCCGGCCAAGGGCGACGUCUCGCUCUUCACGCCGGCUUUUCGGGAGGCUAAGCAUGCAGGGUUGGGGUUGACGAUUCACUUCGCGGAGGCGAAGUGUAGCGCCAGCGAGGAGGAGUUGGAUACGAUUCUGGUAUGGGGACCUGAUCGAUUAGGGCACGUGAUACAUGUACCGGACGAGGUUAAGCGGCGGAUUGUUGAGACAGGGAGGGAGAGGGGCAGGGGGUUGGGGCUGGAGUUGUGUUUGAGCUGUAAUGUGCAUGCUAAGAUGAUUGUGGGGAGUUUCGAGGCACAUCAUUUUGGGGAGUGGUGGAGGGUGGAGGGGGUGGUGGUUGUGCCUUGCACGGAUGAUGUGGGUGUUUUUGGCAGCCCUGUGUCAAAUGAGUGGAGGUUGAUUGAGGAACAUUUCAAGCUGAAACGGGAGGCAUUGCUAGGGUUGGCAAGGAAGGGGAUCGAUGUCAUAUUUGGUGGCGAUGAGGAAAAGAGGAGAUUGAGGGAAGUGAUGUGGUAGUUUGGUGUGAACAAUACGGACAAGCAGAUAUUGUUCAAUGGAUUGAUUCAUCGUCACGUCGGCUUGAUUUAUUCCUCUGGCCCAGCCGGCGGUCUGGAAUUCGAUUCCUGGAGGAGUCUGU